This is a messenger RNA of Ostrinia furnacalis (Asian corn borer), 1300 nucleotides long. Its product is annotated as rhythmically expressed gene 2 protein. NCBI's taxonomy places the organism in Eukaryota, Metazoa, Arthropoda, Insecta, Lepidoptera, Crambidae. Gene Ontology annotation, cellular component: nucleus. The record is from RefSeq and is a predicted model, not a curated record. The transcript has a single exon. The coding region runs from base 229 to 960 and encodes 243 amino acids.
GUCAUCAACGUCAACUGAUUGAUGUCAACAAAAAUGGACGAUGCUGGCUGAUUGAACUGUUUUAUAAUUUUUGAGUACCUAUGAUUACGGAAGAUAUAUAACUAUUAUAUAUCUUCCGUAAUCAAUAACAUACUACUACCACUUUAGAAUGAUACUGAAAUACACAAAAGGUAAAUUCAUCAAUCAAGUAAUAAUUUCAGAUUCGAUUGUACUAGAUUUGCAAACAAGAUGAGUUUGAGAGGCAUAAAAUUGAUCACCUUCGAUGCAACGAAUACUCUGUUGAAAUUCCGCGUUCCCCCCUGGCAAUAUUACACACUUGUAGCACGCGAUCAUGGUUUUACUGGAAGCGAAGAAAUGGUCCGAGGACGUUUAUUAGACAGUUACAAAGGCAUGUGGGAUAAGUACCCUAACUUUGGCCGGUCAAAGAUCACCUGGGAAGAAUGGUGGACACAAGUGGUAAAGAAAACGUUCGAAGGUCAUCUGCCUGCUAGCGCAAACAUCGAUACCAUAGCUAACACGUUGAUAAACGAGUUCAAAACAUCAAAGUGCUGGUCAGUAGCUCCAGCUGGAGACCGGUUACUCUGCUUACUUCAAAGUCAAAACAAAACAGUUGGAGUGAUCUCAAACUUUGACCCACGCCUCAAUGAAAUAUUGCAAAGUGUUAAAAUUAAAGACUAUUUUAAUUUUAUCAUAACAUCCUACCAGAUAGGGUUUAGCAAACCAGAUGAAAGGAUUUUUAAGCAUGCUCUAGAGCAGUGUGAUAAAUUGGUCAAACCGCAUGAGGCUCUUCACAUUGGAGAUGAUGUGGAAAAGGAUUACGAAGGAGCAAGGGCGGCCGGGUGGCGUGCCCUUUUAGUCUCUGAAAAUAUUAAAUCUGAGAUACCACCAGCUGAGGAGCAUGUGUUCAAAAAUUUAGAAGAUUUAUGUUUAGCAAUAGAACAAAAUAAAGUGCAGUUUUGAUUAAUUAUGAGGUCUUGACUAACUUUAAACUUUGUUGCUAAGCCUAAACAUGCUUGUUUCUGAUGGAGUUUUAGAUUUUGAUAUCUUAAUAUGUAUUUUUUAUCAUUUUAUAUGAAUAGUAAAAUGUAUUUAUCUGUUUUUAGGUAGAUAUAGAUAGCAGAUACAUAAUAGGUACUAAUGCUAAUAUUCCAUCAAAAAUCAAGUGUCAAUUUUAUUUGUUAUUAUUUUGUAAAGAUUAUAGUAGGUACUUAAUUGAAUAAUUAAUAAUGUCGACUGUAACUAGCUCUGUUUUUGUACUAAUUUAUAUCAUUGGGUAACAAGCAGUUCUUUAUUGUUAUUU